This is a messenger RNA of Patella vulgata (common limpet), 9265 nucleotides long. Its product is annotated as serine-rich adhesin for platelets. The transcript has 17 exons. Gene Ontology annotation, biological process: endosomal transport; endocytosis. The record is from RefSeq and is a predicted model, not a curated record. Gene Ontology annotation, molecular function: calcium ion binding; protein binding. The coding region runs from base 130 to 7260 and encodes 2376 amino acids. Gene Ontology annotation, cellular component: plasma membrane; cytoplasm. NCBI's taxonomy places the organism in Eukaryota, Metazoa, Mollusca, Gastropoda, Patellidae.
CAAGUAGUGUCGGGUCAUGGUUGAGUGAUUUCCUUGGGCACUGUCAUCCGAAACAGGUUGGACUAUACGAUAUUGGAGAAGUCUGGGAGUACUGUGUGAUGUUUCGAUGAAUUCUCUUGGAUUAUAACAAUGACAGACAACUCGAAAGAAAAGUCUGAAUGGAGUACCGUCAAUCAAGAUGCUAGAAUAUUAUAUUCUUCACUGUUCUAUAGUCAAGGUCCUGUUGAUGGCUAUCUUAUUGGUGAAAAAGCUCGGGAUUUUUUCCUUCCAUCUGGAUUACAUCUACCUGUACUCAGUCAAAUAUGGAACUUAGCUGAUAUGAGCAAUGACAAUCUGCUAACAGUUGAAGAAUUUAUCUUAACAAUGCACUUUUGUCAUGGCGCUCUACAAGGCAAGAAGUUACCAAGAUCCUUGACACCAUCUCUCAGACCACCAGACAAAACACCAAUAGCCCUGCCAUUUUUGACAGAAGAAGAAAAAUUAAUAUUUUCCAAAAUUUUUGAAGCUAUUGAUGUGGACAGGACUGGUUUUAUCGAAGGUUCAACAGCAAGAGAGAUUUUCCAGCAAACAGGUUUAACCUCAGAUCAACUAGCACUAGUCUGGGAUUUAGCUGAUAUAAAUCGUGAUGGAAGAUUAGACUAUGGUGAAUGGACUGUUGCUUGUCAACUUAUUAAACUUGCCAAACUAGGUCAGUCACUAGAGGUUCCUAUCAAUGUUUUUACAAAUUUACCAGACAGAAUAGCGCCAGGUUCAUUACAAGCGGGCAAGAAAAGGGUGGCAGAAUAUGAGGAAAAGAAACAGAAGUUGAUGAGCUUAAAAGAACGACGGAGAAUUCAAGCUGAAAGAGAAAAGAAAAGAUUAGAGUUAACUCAGGAAAAAAUUCAAUUAAUAACUCAACUGUAUGAUGUUUUAGAAAAGGCUGGUAAUUCUCACCUACCAGAAUUACAACAACGUCUAACACAAGAUAGAGAUUAUAUCGAAAAACAAGAAGAAAUAGUUUUUAGAUUAAAGAAAGAACAUGAACGGGUUCGACAAGAUACAGUUAAAAUAAUUCUAGGAGAACAGAAAGUCAGUAAUGAUGUCAGACAAAUAAAAGAACAAACAGAUGAGCUUUAUAAAAAUUUACGGUCCUCCCACUCCAAAGCUACCAAAGAUCCUGAUCCUUUUCAUCAGUUAUUUGAAGAAAGGAAAGGGAAUAAGCAUGCAGAACACGUAGAAACAGAUUUAUUCUCUCCAUUUUGUGUAAAUGUUUUUAGUAAAUCGUUCCUUAAAAAACUUCCACCUAAAGGAAAAGACAUUUUUAAUGAACAAAACCAUAGAAAGAUGUCAGACUUGUUAAAUAAUUGUAAAGAUGUAAAUACAGAGUUUUUAAAAUCAUUAGAUCAAAAUCUCAAUAAUGUAAAUAAUACAGAUGCUUUAGAAGAAGACCAAAUAUUUAAAUCUAUACCGGGUUCAACAGAUGAUAAAUCUUGGUUAGGUUUAACCUGUGAGCUUCAACCAAAUGAUCAACAUAUGUCUGAACUUCUCCAAAAGUUACAAGAUCUGAAAACUGAGUUUAUCAAAUUAAACAAUGAAGGAGGUCAACUUGUCUUUAAAAAUCCAGACGACUACCUAUCUAGGAAGCUGGCCAGAGAAGAGGAAGAGAAACAAGAAAAAUUUCGACAACACCGAAGAGCUAGUGAUAAGCGAUCAUUAUCUAGUACACCAGACAGUUUAAAGAGAAGAAGUGUGAACAGCACUCCUGAAAUUUACAAACGUAGACAAGACACUUCAGAUGGUCACAAGCGUAGAAGUUAUAUAGAACGCAACGAUGAAGCUACACAAGCCGCAAGGGAAUACAGAUUAAAGAGAAGAUCACUUCAUUCUGAACACAGCAGUGAUAAAGUAGAAGGCUUACCCAAUUCGUCAUAUGUUAAUAAAAAACAAGAACCCAAAGCACGAAGUUCAGAAUUACUGACAUCGAAAACUACAAACAAGCCAAAGGAUAAAACACAAGAUAAAUCCUUAAAGAAAUCACCUGCUCCUCUUCCACCAUCAAGUUCUCAUCCAAGCAUUCAUUCCUCAUCACAAAUCACACACACACAAACUACUCACAAUCCUGAACUUACUCUUGAACCUAAGUUAAAUGAAAGAGCGAACUCUGAACCUAUACUAGAUAAAGCAGAUAGUGCUUCCUCUAUAGGAACAAACCUAAUACAUAAAGAAACUAUAUCUAAAUCAUCCUUAUCACCAACUGGAACAAGAUCUUCAGCAUCUUUCUCAGAUGAUUCACUUCCUACCUCACCUACUGAUAAAUCUCCAACAAAACCAUCAGUGAAGAAAACUAGAGCUCCUGCUCCACCAGUAGAAUUAGCACAAAAUCUAACAAACAGAGCUGAUCACUCACCAUCUGCUCUACAUGACAGUCAUUUUCCAUCCACUAGAACAACAGAGCCAUCUUUUGUAAAAGAACAAAGAACUGUGGAAAGUAGGUCUAUGUCAGUAUAUGGCCCAACAUCACCAGUAGCUUCGAUUAGUCCGGAUUCACUUAGUCCAACAAAUACACCAGACCUGUCACCCUUAAGAUCAAACUCAUCACAUCAAUUUGAUAAAGACAAUUUUUCAGAUUAUAAAACACAACAGAUGUUUGAACAAACUGCAAUGAAAGCUAAAUCUACUUUGCAAACUGUUCCUCUUAGUCCAGAUUCAUUAAGCCCACCUACACUAAGUCCGACAAGCACAGUCAGUCCACCACUAAGUCCAAUUAAACCUCCAGAAAGACCACCAAGAACAAAGAAAAGAAAAAGUUCAACAAAAUCACCAUCUUCUCCGGCAAUACCAAUGAAUGGUGACCUGGUAACGGAUAAAGUAGAAGAAAAGAAUGAAAAGAAUGAAAAGAAUGAAUCCAUUUUAUCUGCACCUGACAAUAACUUGGAAGCAUUAUUUGACAAAAUGGAGACAAUACUUGUAAAUGGCGACAAGCCUAAAGCUGAGCGUCCCAGUUCAUUAUUUUCAGAAUCUAAGACUAACAAUGAAAAUAUAAUGGAACUUAACAAUGCAGAACAGAGCAAAAUGACUGCUGAUGACUCUGAAGUCAAUCGGGAUGAAAAUAUGGAUAACCAGCAAAGACCAAGCAUCAAAAAAAGAGCAGCGCCAGAACCACCAGCUCCAAAAUCAGAAUCAAGUUUCGAAGACAACAAGGACCUUAGUUGGGAAAGUCCACCUAAAACAGAUUCUUGUGUUCCUGUUGUCACCAUUAAGAAGGAAACCAAACAUAUUGAAAAUGAUGAAAGGAGUACAGAACUUAUCAACAGAAAUGGUACAGGAUUGAGAGCAAAACCAGCAUUUGAUCGAAUGUCUAUCUCAUCUUACGACUCAGCUGAUUCUGUUCCCCCACCAUUACCAAAUUCUGCACCACCUCCUCUUCCUGGCAGCUGUCAACCAACAUCUGAUGAAGCUACAUCCCCUGAUGAAAUUGUUGAAAUUGAAUACACUGUUCCCCUCAACACAGCUCCCAUAGACAGUGACCUUGAUGAAUCAUUCAACAGGGAAAACCACAUAGCAGCCAGUCGUUUCGAAGACCCUGAAGGUAAUGACUACGAUCGCCGUGACUUGAAAAGUCAGUCAUCAUCAGGUAUUCAUAACAACUCAAAUAAUCAGUAUACUAAACAAACUAACAACUCCUCUUAUAGUGAAAAUGAGCAAGGUCAUGUUUCUUCAACAUAUGAAUCAAGAUCACAAAAUCGAUCUUCUUCAGCUAUAGAUACUAGCUCGAUUAGUCAGUCUUUAUUGGACAAUAAAAAUUUCUUUGAAACUCAGGCAUUUCAGGAAACUGAUUCCAAAAGCACUCUAAAGAGACAAACUUAUUCCACAUAUGACCAAAGGUCUCCCAAACAAUCUUCAUCAGACAUUGAUGAUAGCUCAAUCAGUCAGUCCUUAUUAGAAAAUAAAAAGUUCUUUGAAACACAGGCAUUUAAAGAAACUGAUUCAUCAAACAUUCAGAGACCGACUAACUCAGCCAGUGAGAAACAGUCUCACAAACAUUUAUCAUCGGAUAUAGAUGAUACCUCAAUCAGUCGAUCUUUAUUACAAAAUAAAAAGUUCUUUGAAAACCAGGCAUUUUCUGAAACUGAUUCUUCAAAGGGUAGGCCAUACAAGGCUUCUUAUAGUGGUCCGUCUGUAAAAGCAUAUGAAAGGUAUCAACAUUCCGAUGAAAGCUCUCAUGAUAGUUCUUUCAAGGGAAAGGAGUAUGAUUUCCCAAGGAGUCAAAUUGCUAAUGAAGACUCGCCAAUGAAUCGAUAUUUGAAAGCAAUUAAUAACCAGAACUCGGGACCCCAAACAUUACCAGAUAAUCAGCGCAGGUCAGAUUAUCGAUCUGCAGCACCCGUUGAAUUAGGCCCCAAUAGAAAUACAUCUGUACGAUCAAAUACAGAGAACAAAUUAAGUAAUGAAACUAAUUAUCAUCAGACACAACCAUCAUCUAGCAAAUCACUUGCUGUAUCUGCUGAAACAACGGACUUGGCAUCAGGCAUGAGCACUAGUUCAUUGACUAGAAAAAAGGGCAAAAAAUACACUGACCGAGUAAAAGUACUGGAAAAUGUGGCUAAGAUUAAAGUAAGAAAUGGUUAUAAGAUUGACCAGUCUGAUGAAUCUGAUCUUUCUGAUGAUGAUGAGCACAAUGGUUUCAAUGCAAUUUUUUCUCCAGGUGAUAGUGGUAUUAUGACCAGUGUACCUACUUCAUCAGAUGAAACCGAUGGUAACAGUCAUGGACCUGUCCGUAUCCUCUCCUACAAUCUAACAUCCAGCCAACUAGAUAAUCCAUUGAUAGAUAACAGCAUGGAUUCACAAUAUGAUGAUUCUAGUUUAACUUCUCCAUUGGUCUUUGAAUCUAAACGAUCUUUGUUUGAAGAAAAGAAGGACAGAUCUUCAGCACAAGCCAUGUCACCAACUUCUCCUACAUCCACCACAAGUUCUGAUGGUAUGAUGUCUCCACGAUACAGAAAAUACAAUGGUCAGGAGCUGGUGGAUAAAGCUCGGCAGUUUGCAGAUAUGGUGCAGAAACCCAAUUUUACAGUGAAAACCAAGGGUUCCGAUUCUGAUGAAUUCAACCAAGAGACGCUGCAAGAGUUUGAAUUGAAUCGUAGAUCUGUGAUCAGCCAGUCAACUGUAAGAAAGAAAGAUGUUCGAAGUCCAACAGAACCUGAUCAGAAACUAUUUGAAGAGGCGGAAGAACUACCCAUUCAGAAUACAGAAAAAAGUCCAGUAAAACAUUGGGAAGUAAACACUGAACCAGUGAAAAAUCGUGUCCCGGAUAUAGGUUGGAAUAAUUCAUCCGGAGAAAGAAAUAAUCUUUUUAGUCAAAAUAUUGUGCAGGAAAAUGAAAGCACUGACUCUGUGAAUCGUCAGUCUCUAUCAGAUAGUUUACAUAAUACAAAACGCCAGUGGGAAGGUGUAUUUAAAGACCAUAUAGAUAACCAAUAUAAAGACCCUAAGGAAAAGCCUAAAAGCAGUGUACGACAUUGGGAAGUCAAACUUCCUAAUCAAGUUAUACCUCGAGGCACCAUUAGACAACAAGAGGACCUCACUUCAUCACCGAACAAAAUGGCUGACACAGAGAGUGCUAUAGAUCGUGAAAUUCGUUUAGCUAAUGAAAGGGAGGAUCUUCUCCGACGAGAAAAAGAGGAAAGACUCAAAUUAGAACAACAAAAUGGUAAAUUGGACAUUUCUAGUUUCGAAAAUGCUGCUAAUUCUCCACCUUCAAAUAAACCACUUUAUCAUGAGAUGACAGAAGCUGAUCGUGGUUCAGAAAUGUGGCAACGUGAAUCAUUAAUUCAACAAGAACUCCGCGAGCAAGAAGAAAGAGAAGUUGCACUCAAGAGGAAAAAUUUGACACCAGUUAAAGCAAACCAGGAUAGUGAUAAUUCUGAAGAUCAGCCAUAUGAAAGUAUUAUUCAGAGAGAGAUAAGAUUACAGAGAGAAAGAGAAGAAGAAUUAGAAAGACAGAGAAUAAAGAAACAACCAGUAGUAGUUGUAGAAGAAGACCCAGUUCCCAGCCCUCCUGCUGCUUCCCCCGUCCCCCAAACAAAUAACAAUAAUAAUAAUAAUGUACAAAGCGAUAUCAACCAUAAUGAACAAAAAGUUAAUAUUUCUUAUGAAGAUGCUAUUUCUGGAUUCCAACAUGAUGGAGAAAGUCGUAUUGCGAGAGAGAUGAGAGAAUUGCGUGAGCGAGAAGAAGAAAUCAGAAAACAGCGAGAACUUCUUCAAAAUAAUAACAAUAAACAAUCCUUGCCAAAUAAUCAGACUCCACCUAAAUCAGCAUCUUCACAAUCCAUUACAAAAUCUUCCUCAUCCACUUCCAUUAAUACAACCAAACAAGGUACAUGGCAGAAAGAAGUUUCACCAUAUAUACAAAAUCACAAACGCAGUGACUCUGUUGAUUCCUUAGCUUCUAGUCAAAGUACAGGUCGUACCACUUCCGAUUAUACCCCAUCUCGAGAUGUAAAAGUCAUGCCGAAUAUCCAGCAAGACUCGGAUGAAGAGAGUACCCCAAGAUACGCUCCAACUUCAGAAACUCCCAUUCAGAGAGAAAUCAGACUAGCUCGAGAAAGGGAAAAUGAACUUCGACGAAGCAAAGGCUUACCAGAAAUAGAAGCCCCAGUGGAACCAACUCCCCUUAAAAAGAAACCACCAACAAACACACAAAAUACACCGACCAGCAAUUAUACACCGUCCCCUAGAAGUCGACAAGAUAGCAGCGGGCAAGCGGUUAGGAGCUAUGCUUCUAGUAGGUUACAGCAAGAACUAAGUACUCAAAAACAACGCGAGUUACUUUACAGACAGGAAGGCAAAAUUAUUACUACUUCAGAAGAACAUAUUGAACCCAUGAAAUAUACAGAAGUGACUGGUUCUGAUCAGAUUGAUGGAUCAGUUAAACGAAACUUUAAAAGAAGCAGUAUAUCUAGCAAUAAUAUACCUUCUCCUGAAACUCCUCCAGCAGAAGAACCACAAAUACAACCAUCACCAGUUAAACCUAUUAAAGGAGGUGGUGGUGCCUCGUUCUCUUACAAAGAAUCACGUCAAACGGCUGAAUCCAAAAUUGAGCGGGAGUUACGUGAAAUGAGAGAAAGAGAACAAGAAUUAAGAAUCCGAAGAGAUCCAAAUAGCAUAGAAGAAGAACCGGAGAGUCCCACAGACACUACCUUCGCCAAAUCAGCGACAGUUGGACCAGAUGGUCAAAAGAGAAGUUUAGCGGAUAGAUGGCAACAAGUUUGUCAGAGUUAAAACAAGACAGGAGACAAGAAAUAAAAGAUUAUAUAAUUACAUAUUUAUAAUACAAGUAUUUUAUUUAAUGGUGCUUUAUAAAUUCUAUGUUAAAUAACUUGUAUUGUAUGUCAUUACUAUAUGUUUUUGUAUUUUUAAAUUUUAAUAAUUUUUGGCACAAUUUUAAGAUUUACAUACCGGUAUAUGUCUAAGUUUGAGGACUGUUAUUGUUUUGUAUAAAUUGUUAUACAUUGAUAGUUUUGUAUAGUUAUAACUGGGUAGAGAUAUUAAGUCAAGUGUACUUUACAAAUGGUAUGAAACCAUGGACCUGAUAAUAUUUUUUUAAUUCGUUCCUUGUCUUUUCAUGGUGUUUUCUCUUGGAAUUAUGUUCUUUGUACAUUCCUGCUUUCACCCACACCUAUUCCUUCACAUUCCAAUUUCCAAAUGUUUGGAUUUACAUUCCUCACUUUUUGUAUUUUUUCGAUGUCUUUAUCUUUUUGUAUAUAGCCAUUUUGUACCUUAAGAAUAGAAGAUAAAGUUGAGUAGUGUCGUAGAAUGUAAAAAGUACAGAUACAAGUUCAAUGUGUGUUCAUCUGUGACGUCAAAAUUCUUCAAUUAAAUAUGAUUUGCAGACACAGAUGUAACCAAAUAGACUGAACACAACAUAAAUAGAAAGUGCAUAUAGCAAACUAUUGAAUUUAUAUAAAAAUAUGUUUUCUUUAGCAUAACAAUAUAGAUUUAUCUUAUAUAAAUUUUGUGCUAUUUCUAAUUAUUUAAAAAUUAAAAAUGUGUAUUUACCAACUGCAUUUAUUAAAAUAAAUGAUUAUAGCGUUACAGUGUUGCUUGCACUUAUGUAUUCAUAUAUCAAUAUAGCCUAUAUAUCUUUAACCCACCCAACCCAACCCAACCCAGGAAGGUACGGAUCUGAACUGUAAUAUAUUUGUCUAAAGCUAGACUAAAAUAGUAUAUUAGAUAUAGGAAUGUAGGUAAAGGUAUAGUUAAAUUGAUAUUUGGCAUUAUAUUAAUAUUAAUAGAUUUAAAUUCACUAGUACAAGUUUCUAGAAAAUAACUUGUUGCCUACAUUUAUACAAUAAAGUUAUAUGUAUAAAUGUGUUUAUGACUUAAAGAAUGAAAGAACAUUAUUGCCAGUUCAUUUAUUAAAAGAUAGAUUAGAAGAUGCUUUCUAUAUAUAAUCCUGUAUUACAAGGGAGUUAUUAUUAAGUUUGAAUAUAAUUAUAUUUUAUAAAGAUCCUAAUAUUUUGUAGCAUUAAGAUAUAGUUAUUUUAUUAGAUUACAGGUAGUUAAAAGUAUACCCACAUUCUAUGUUCAUCAUGUUCAACGAAUAGUCAUCCAAUCACAGACCUUGCAUUGAGAAUUCUAAUUGAUGUCAAAAUAAAUUUAAACAUAUCUGGCAUUGGUUUGUUUUGGGUUUUUUUUUACUAAAGAUUAGACUUUUAAACUGGAUGCCCAUGUAGAAUGUGGGUAUACUAUAAUACCCCUAUUUUUUCACUGUUAAUAUAUCAAGCACAAUUUUUUGUAUUAAGAAUAUUUGUAUAUAUAUAUUUCAUAUUAUACACAUGCUUUAGUGUAAUAAGGUAAUAAAUAUUUGAAUUCACUUUUAGAUGAUUUUACAGUAAAUUACUUGCUUGGAUUUAUUAUAACAAAGACAAAUAAUACAAAUUUAGAUUGCAAAUAUAAAUAAUUAUCAAAUAAAAAUUUUCAAUUUGGAUAAUAUAAAAGUAAAGUGUUUAAAGUAAUUGAAACAUAAUUUGGAGUUUUCAUUUUGAAAUGAGAUAGAUAAAUGUGCCUUGGAUUAAUCAGUCCAAUUUGUUAAUAUGUUAAAUAAUGUAAAAGAAUUAUACAUAAAUAUAUGUGCAAUGAUAAAUAUGAUAUAGGUAUAAUUACUUGUACUGAUUUAAUGAGUAGAAAAUAUAUUUAAUGUACAUUUAACAGUGGAGAUAUUAUUUUAAUAUUAAAAAAUAAACAUUAUUAUUAUGAUGUCUCAAGCAAUAAAGUUAUAUAUGAA